Nothobranchius furzeri (turquoise killifish) is the source of this 1350-nucleotide messenger RNA. The record is from RefSeq and is a predicted model, not a curated record. NCBI's taxonomy places the organism in Eukaryota, Metazoa, Chordata, Actinopteri, Cyprinodontiformes, Nothobranchiidae.
AUGGCGACCGGUGAAGGCGGUGAGAGUGGGAAGUUUGUUCCGAAGAAAGGGAUAAAAUCAUCUGUUGUUUGGAACUGGUAUGGGUUUGCUGCAACAGACAUAAAACAAGAGAGCCCACGCUGCAACCUUUGUCUAAAACCCGUCGCAGUCAAAGGCAGCAGCACCACUAACUUGUUUCAACAUCUUAAACAGAGGCAUCAAGCCGAACACGAAAAAUGCCAGUCUCUCCGAGACGAACAGAGCCACAGUGACCAAGAACCAGUGGCUAAAAAACAGCUAACUGUAGCCGAAUCGUUCGCACAGGGGACCACAUAUGACAAGAAAGGGGCCCGGUGGACUACAAUCACCGACGCGGUCGCUUUGUACAUAGCAAAAGACAUGGUACCAAUAUAUACCGUGGAGAAGACGGGGUUUAUAAAUUUGAUGAAAACAUUGGAUCCCAGGUAUGAGCUACCCAGCCGAAAGUAUUUCAGUGAAGUAGUCUUGCCGCAGCUGUACAGAAACACACGCAAAAAGGUUGGCAGAGAACUGGAGGAGCUGUCCUUUUUUUCGGCAACAACCGACAUGUGGAGCAGUCGAACAAUGCAGCCUUAUAUGAGUUUAACGGUGCAUUUCAUUAACAACGCGUGGGAUUUACGUAGUAUUUCCCUCCAAACGUCAUACUUUCCCGAGGACCACACCGGUGAACUUAUCGCCAAAGGACUGAGAGACGCUCUUGACUGCUGGAACCUGUCUGAGAAUUGUCUAUCCUGCAUGACGACUGACAGCGGGACCAACGUGAUUAAAGCCCUGAAAGUGAACGGAUGGCCAAACCUCCAGUGCUUUGGACACAAACUACACAACGCUAUCGAGAAUGGUGUUAAGGAUCCCCGCAUAGACCGAGCCAUUGGAGUUUGCAAGAAGAUAGUUGCUGCUUUUUCCUACAGUUGGAAGAAAAGAAGAGAGCUGGGUUUAGCUCAGUCAGAGCUGGGCCUUCCCCCUCAUCAGCUUAUAGUAGAAUCUCCAACCAGGUGGGGCUCACGCCAAAAGAUGAUCGAACGAUUCCUGGAACAGGAGAAGGCUAUUGCCCGUGUCCUGGGGUCUGAAGUUAAAAGCCGCCAUCUCGUGCCCUCUUGGCAAGACAUCGAGGUUUUGGAGUCAGUAAACAAGGCGGUUAAAGCACUCCAAGAUUUUACAGAUGCUUUAUCAGGGGAAAUGUAUGUUAGUGUCUCAUACAUCAAGCCUGUUAUCCAUCUGUUCAAAACAAGUAUUUUGCAGCCUGAGGACAAUGACACAGAGCUCACCAAAACAAUCAAAAGCAACAUACUGGGAUACCUUGUUAACAAAUACAGCGAUCCUGUCAAAGAUUAA